AUGUACAUCCUGCCCCUCCUCGGCUACGCGGGCCUGGUGCUAGGCUUCGGGUUCCUCACGCUCUCGAUCGCGUCGGGCCUGUACUACUUGUCGGAGCUGGUGGAAGAACACUCGGUGUUCAGUGCGAAGCUACUGAAACGGCUGGUCUGGGUGGUGAUUGCGAUCCAGGUUCUCCUGUGUCUGGUCGACAGCUUCCCAUGGCAAUUGACGUUAUUGGGAGUAGGGAGCCACUUAGUGUAUGCGACCAACCUGCGACAUUUCCCGAUCGUCAAGUUGACGGACCCUUUCUUCCUGUCAAGUUGCGGCCUGGUCAUCCUCAACCACUGGUUGUGGUUCAGGCAUUUCAGCGCCCCUGUCGGAUACAGAGGUGUGCCCAGUUCGAGGAGGGAUUGGUACUCCACGCCUGUAUAUGAUCAACCCACGUUUACUGAGAUCGCGUCGUAUUUCGGGCUGUGCGUCUGGCUCGUGCCUUUCUCCCUAUUCGUCAGUCUGAGCGCAGGCGAAAAUGUCCUCCCUAGCAUGGGAUCGGAAUAUGCGACGGGUGAAAGAGAAGGAGUGGGAUUCAAGAAGGGACAUAAAAGGAGAAACACCGGAAUGGCCAAAGCUGCGGUUAACGGUGCUAAGGACUGGAUGAGCGAGACUGGUGCGGUCAUGGGCUUCUGGAGGGCUGACAACGUCCGACCAACAAGAGAUUUUGAUUGA
Messenger RNA from Exophiala aquamarina CBS 119918, 702 nucleotides. RefSeq lists its product as uncharacterized. Gene Ontology annotation, cellular component: endoplasmic reticulum membrane; COPII-coated ER to Golgi transport vesicle; Golgi membrane. The transcript has a single exon. Lineage: Eukaryota; Fungi; Ascomycota; Eurotiomycetes; Chaetothyriales; Herpotrichiellaceae. Gene Ontology annotation, biological process: endoplasmic reticulum to Golgi vesicle-mediated transport. The record is from RefSeq and is a predicted model, not a curated record. The coding region runs from base 1 to 702 and encodes 233 amino acids. Gene Ontology annotation, molecular function: COPII receptor activity.